UUUUAUCAUUUCAGCAAAACUGGACUGAAAGUUUGGAAACACUCUAAAAUGGUCUCUAAAGUAUAUGUUAAUGGUUUUGUAGACUGUUGUUUCAAAAAAUAUAUUUUAAACCAAAUGAAGCCUAAUAGAAGGUUUUUUUGCUUAUCAUCAAUCGUCAGUAAUGAUUUCAACGAAAAAGACUACAAGUUUCAUUACUUAAAUAGCAACGUAUUUCAGAGCAAAUCAACAAAAGACCUUAUUAGAUCUUUUGUAGUGUUGAAAACGUCGUCAAUCGGCAGAUUUGUCGAUUAUUCAGAGCGGAUGUUUCUCAUUGGUGAGAAAAUUAUUUGGGCUCCUCUUUUCCGAUGGUUAAUGAAAUCCACUUAUUACGGUAACUUUGCCGCUGGAGAAACUGUAGAUGAAGCAAAAGCAACAGCUGAUAAGUUAAAAACUCAUAAUGUUCUGACCAUGUUAUGUGUCCCGAUUGAGUCAAAGAAAUUUUCUUCGAAUCAAGAAGCUGAAUUUGAAUAUGAAAAAAAUUUCAAUACCGUCUUAAGAUGCAUCGAAGAAACAGCAGCCAUUGAGUCCAAUGGAUUUGCACAGCUCAAAAUCACUGCGCUAUGUGAUAAAGAAUUACUGGUAAAUGCAAACAAACAACUUGAAAAAUAUCAGUAUAGCCACAAUGAGGAUGAAAAUUGGGAUAUCAGGACAGUUGUUGAUUUAAUCAAAUCAUGUCAAUAUAGUAAAAUCAAACUAUCUGGGCUUUCAGACGAGAGUAAUAAAAAGUUUGUAAAGUUACUUAGCUAUCUCGAUAAACUAGCUCAGCAUUCAGCAAAGCAUGGAGUUCGACUUAUGGUUGAUGCAGAACAAACAUAUAUGCAAGCAACGUUAAACUAUCUUGUACUAGUACUGCAAGCUAAAUACAACAAAGAAAGGCAUAUUGUUUACAACACAUACCAAUGCUACAGAAAAGACACUUUUAAACGUCUUCAGGCAGAUCACAACCUUGCUAAAAAUCUUGGUUUUUUAAUUGCAUGUAAAACAGUUCGUGGAGCAUACAUGGUAGAGGAAAAGCAUUAUGCUAAUAAGAAUAAUAUAAGUGAUCCAAUCAACGAGACAUUCAUGGAUACAACUAUAAUGUAUCAUUCGGUUGUAAGCUAUCUUUUACCAUACAUCGCAAACAAAGAAGUCAGCCUAAUGGUAGCAUCUCAUAAUGAAGACACGGUGUUGUUUGUCAAGGAAAAAAUGGCCGAGAUUGGGCUUAAAAAUAAUGAUCGUAAUAUUUGUUUUGGUCAACUCUAUGGGAUGUGCGACCACGUUUCCUACAGUCUUGGAAAGGAAGGCUAUUUUGUAUAUAAGUCGGUUCCUUUUGGACAAAUAAACGAGACGCUGUUGUAUUUAGUGAGAAGAGCGCAUGAAAACAAAUCUGUCAUACAAAGAACUAAUUUUGAAAUUUUACUUAUUAAGAAAGAGCUUAUAAAAAGACUGAUGGGAGUAAAAAUGAUCAAAUCAUAAAAAUGUUAAAUGGCGGUUUAUUCGUGUUGCUUAUCAAAACUAUAAAAUAAUUUAUUUUUUUUAA
Messenger RNA from Hydra vulgaris (swiftwater hydra), 1558 nucleotides. RefSeq names its product hydroxyproline dehydrogenase. Gene Ontology annotation, molecular function: FAD binding; proline dehydrogenase activity. The record is from RefSeq and is a predicted model, not a curated record. Gene Ontology annotation, cellular component: mitochondrion. Lineage: Eukaryota; Metazoa; Cnidaria; Hydrozoa; Anthoathecata; Hydridae.